AUGGCCUCGCCACUGAGCGACGAAGCUGCAGCGACCUCGGCACCCAUAAUCACCGUUACCGACGCGCCAGACUCGAGCGAUGUGAAAACAGAGGAAACAGCAGUCGUACUGGAUGCACAGAGUGGACAAGGGGGGGAGGAAUUGCCGUCAGAUGCAGACGAGGAGACACGGCUGAAGUUCCUUACAACCGGGACUCGGGCGCAAGAUGAUCUCGAGCGUGACAUUGGCCGCCAGGCAGACCAGCUGCUUACUGAGCAAGCUGAUGCGCGGGACAAGAAGCGUAUAGAGAAGGCAGAAGCAGAGGCAAAGCGCGCCGAAGCUGCGAUACAGAAGCUGCGGAACCGGUUGUCGUUGCCUGCGGUGGAUACACACAAGGCUAAGCUACGCGGAGAGAUUGCUGCAUACCAGCUGAAAAUCGAAGAUCUCGACAAAGAGAUGGAUGCAAUACAGCAACGUAUCAAUGAACGGCAUAAUGCGCCUGGUGAAGAAGAGCCUACUCAGGACGGUGUCAAUGGUCCGUUACCGAACGAGAACCGGCGGGACUUUCUGAUUCGCACUGGCAAGAUCACACCCUUCUCAAGAUUGGCGCAAAAUCAAGCUGGGUCAGGGACACUAGGGGAGACUAUGCUCGAUGCUGAGAUGGAGGACAUGGUCGAAGACGCAGUUGCAGGUCCAACAUCGCAUCGAAACCUCAUGAAACCCGGAUUUGAGGACGUUGAUACAAGCUCGGAGGCCCCCAGCCCUCAGUCUACAACUCGCGCACGGAAGCGACGGAAAACUACAUCCUCUAGUAAUAUGGUGGGCUCACGGGCAACAAGCGCUGACCCAGGUACGACUGACGGAGAUAGUGAUGACGCCUUUGACCCUGAUAUGUCUGCACGGCAAUUAGCUAUACUGGACGACUCCGAUGGUCUCUCGGACGAAGCUGCUGAGGAUGACGACGAAGAUUUCGGUGCGAGCGUUAGCCGGAAACGAAAAGCUGGAGGAAAGAAGUCGAAGAGAGCAAAAGACACGUCUGAAGCUGAGGGAGAAGAAGAAGACCUUACAGGAGUAGACGACGGGAACGAAAAGGUGUAUCGUCAACGCGUAGACAGAUGGUCUAAAAAUCGCGCAGCAGCCAGAAAGCGAGCGAGAGAACGAACUGGUGAUACUACCACCGAGGACAAUGCAGAAGAAGAGUGGUUCAAGCCACACCCCACGGAGGCCGAUACUGUCCUAGACGGCGGCUUUCGCGUUCCUGGAGACAUCUAUCCAGCACUGUUCGACUACCAAAAGACGGGCGUGCAGUGGCUUUGGGAGCUGUUCCAACAAAAUGUCGGUGGCAUCAUUGGUGAUGAAAUGGGUUUGGGUAAAACCAUUCAAGCUAUUUCAUUUGUUGCAGGUCUCCACUAUUCCAAGCGCCUCACCAAGCCUGUAAUUGUGGUGUGUCCAGCGACAGUCAUGAAGCAGUGGGUCAGCGAGUUUCAUCGUUGGUGGCCAGCCCUGCGUGUUUCUAUCUUACAUACAUCAGGCAGUGGUAUGUUGAACACUCAACGAGAAGAUCGCUAUGAGCGAGAAAUGGAGCUGCGCAGCUAUGGUGACUACGACACCACCUUGACUGGGGCCGGUAAGGCAGCAAAAAAGAUUCUCGAGAAAGUUAAGCGCGACGGGCACGUACUUGUUACAACCUACUCCGGACUUCAGACUUACUCCGAAUUUCUCACAGCAACGGAGUGGGAGUGCGCCAUUCUUGAUGAAGGGCACAAGAUUCGCAACCCCAACACUGCUAUCACGAUCCAUUGCAAAGAGCUGCGAACACCAAACCGCAUCAUCUUGUCAGGCACGCCGAUGCAAAACAAUCUUAGUGAACUCUGGUCUCUAUUUGAUUUUGUGUUUCCCAUGCGACUGGGCACUCUGAUCAACUUCAGGAAUCAAUUCGAGUUUCCAAUCAAGCGUGGUGGCUAUGCAAACGCUUCCAACCUCGAGUUCGAAACUGCUGUUCAAUGCGCAGAAACACUCAAGGAUGCCAUCAGCCCAUAUCUGCUCCAGCGUUUCAAGGUUGAUGUGGCAACCGACCUGCCACAGAAGAAAGAACAGGUGCUGUUUUGCAAAUUGACUCGUCAGCAGCGGCAAGCGUACGAGGGGUUCUUGCAAUCCGAAGACAUGAAAUCCAUUGCAUCAGGAAAACGCCAGAUGCUGUAUGGUGUCGACUAUCUUCGCAAAGUCUGUAACCAUCCUGACUUGACUGAGCACAAGACGUUGUCCAAGCGACCAGGCUACGACUACGGCGCCCCGAACAAGUCUGGGAAAAUGCAAGUAGUCAAGGAGCUGCUAUCGCUAUGGAGAAAAGGCGGUCAUAAGACCCUGCUCUUCGCUCAACACCGCAUUAUGCUUGACAUUCUACAAAAGUUCCUCGAUCAUCUGCCCGACAUCAACUACCGUCGCAUGGACGGCGAGACACCCAUCAAAAACCGGCAGGACCUUGUAGACGAGUUCAACAAGAGUCCAGAUCUGCACGUGUUUCUGCUCACCACAAAGGUUGGCGGGCUUGGUGUCAAUCUUACGGGUGCGAACCGUGUCAUCAUCUACGAUCCUGACUGGAAUCCUUCGACCGACAUCCAAGCACGAGAGCGCUCGUGGCGCCUGGGACAGAAGCGAGAGGUUGAGAUCUAUCGUCUCAUGUCUGCAGGUACUAUCGAAGAAAAGAUCUAUCAUCGUCAGAUCUUCAAGCAGUUUUUGACAAAUAAGGUACUCAAAGACCCUAAACAACGUCAGACCUUCCAGAUGAGUGAUCUACACGACCUCUUCACGUUGGGAGGUGAAACUGCCGAUGGCGAGACAGAAACAGGUAACCUCUUCCGAGGAUCAGAGGUCCAAUUUGAUGAAGACGGCGGUAGUGUCUCAGCACCAGACGCCACAGCAAUCAGCGACCUCGCAGCAGUAAAAGGCAUCGACCGCGCCGAAGCUUUCCAGGCACCAGUGUCCGACACUGAAGAUGCUGCCAACCACAGCGCAGGUGAGAGCAACGAAGCAGAUAAACCCGCAUCAGACGGCCGUCUCAUGUCUACUAUUUUCGCCAAAACAGGCGUUCACUCGGUUCUCGAGCAUGACGCAAUUGUCAACUCGACCGCCGGCGGGCGCAGACGCAGAGUCCAGGCCGACCCAGCUUUCGUCCAGCGCGAAGCUAAGCGCCAGGCUGCCCUGGCCGCUGAACAGCUGAAGAGGAGCAUGGAGGAGGCCCGCGCCGUACCAGUCGGCGUACCUACCUGGACAGGCACAUAUGGCGAAGCCGGUCGUCCAAGCGAGCCCUCACCCUCUCGGUCACUCGCCUCCACGCGCGGCGGGCGAGGAGGCCGUGGAGGGAACAGCAGCAGCCUGAGACGCGGCGCGCCCUCGUCGACAUCGAUUCUCUCCAACCUCGCAGCUCGACAAGGCCGUCCAGGAGCCACCACGGCCGCUUCCACGUCUGCGUCGUCGUCGUCGCGCGCAUCCACGCCCUCGGCUACGACGCCGGGCUCGUUCCGCGGCCGCCGCAUGCUAGAGAUGAUUCGCGAUUUCAUGAUGACGCACGGUGGUGUUGUGCCGAGCCAGAUGUUGGUCGAUCACUUCGAUCACUAUGUGCGUGCGCAGCCGGGCAGGAACGAGGAGUUCAAGGAGAUGCUGAAGACGAUUGCCACGCUCGAGAAGAGCGGGUCUGCGCAGAGGGGGCGGUGGGUGUUGAAGGAUGAGUGGAGGACUAGGGGACCGAGUGGUCGGUGA
Ascochyta rabiei is the source of this 3738-nucleotide messenger RNA. RefSeq names its product DNA repair protein rhp26. The record is from RefSeq and is a predicted model, not a curated record. Gene Ontology annotation, molecular function: ATP binding; ATP-dependent chromatin remodeler activity. The coding region runs from base 1 to 3738 and encodes 1245 amino acids. Lineage: Eukaryota; Fungi; Ascomycota; Dothideomycetes; Pleosporales; Didymellaceae. Gene Ontology annotation, cellular component: nucleus. The transcript has a single exon. Gene Ontology annotation, biological process: transcription-coupled nucleotide-excision repair.